This is a messenger RNA of Euleptes europaea (tarantolino), 1136 nucleotides long. It is a transcript of the gene HOXB5, whose product is annotated as homeobox B5. The record is from RefSeq and is a predicted model, not a curated record. Gene Ontology annotation, biological process: anterior/posterior pattern specification; regulation of transcription by RNA polymerase II. Gene Ontology annotation, cellular component: nucleus. The transcript is spliced from 2 exons. Gene Ontology annotation, molecular function: DNA-binding transcription factor activity, RNA polymerase II-specific; RNA polymerase II cis-regulatory region sequence-specific DNA binding. The coding region runs from base 239 to 1108 and encodes 289 amino acids. Lineage: Eukaryota; Metazoa; Chordata; Lepidosauria; Squamata; Sphaerodactylidae.
UAACCAUAGAGCAUGAAUUGCCUCUUGAGGUCAUCAGUGAGAAUUUACGACUGGUCAACAAAAGCACGUGAUUCCCAAACGCACCCCCCACCCCACCCCCAUAUUUGGCCGCAUACAUAGCAAAAACGAAGUACAGUGCAUCGCUAUAAUUCAUUAAUACAUCAUAAAUCCUCAAACACAGGGGUUAUAACGACCACGAGCCCCACAAAUCAAGCCCCUCCAAAAAAUCCAACCCCAAAUGAGUUCUUACUUUGUAAACUCGUUCUCAGGACGCUAUCCUAAUGCCCCCGACUAUCAGCUGUUAAAUUAUGGGACCGGCGGCUCAAUGAACGGAUCUUACAGAGAUCCCGGCAACAUGCACGCCGGCUCUUACGGCGGAUACAACUACAAUGGGAUGGAUCUGAGCGUCGGCCGGUCGACCUCCUCCGCCGGCCCCUUUGCGACGGUCGGGGAGAGCUCCCGCGCCUUCCCCGGCCAAGCCCCGCCGGAGAGCCGGUUCCGGCAGGCGUCCAGCUGCUCCUUGUCCUCGCCCGAGUCUCUCCCGUGCUCCAGCGGCGGCAGCGGCGGCGGCGGCGGCACGAAGAACAACAGCGGCGGCGGCAGCAACGGCGAGAGCCAUGGAAGCAAAGGCGCCGCGCCUUCCCCCGCCGACCAGGCUGCCUCCGCCGGCCCGGCGCCGGCCGCCAGCUUCACGGAGCUCGACGAGACCAGCGCGUCGUCGGGCCCCGAGGAGAGCGGCUCCCAGGGCGGCGGCGGCGCGGCCAGGGCGGCGGCGGACUCCCUGGGCACCCCCGCGCCGGCCACGGAAGGGCAGAGCCCGCAGAUCUUCCCCUGGAUGCGGAAACUUCACAUCAGCCACGAUAUGACUGGACCCGAUGGAAAACGUGCCCGGACGGCGUACACUCGCUACCAGACCCUGGAACUGGAGAAGGAGUUUCAUUUUAACCGCUACCUCACCCGCCGGAGGCGGAUAGAGAUCGCCCACGCCUUGUGUCUCUCCGAAAGACAGAUAAAAAUCUGGUUCCAAAACAGGCGGAUGAAGUGGAAGAAAGAUAACAAACUCAAAAGUAUGAGUUUAGCGUCUGGUGGGAGCGCCUUUCAGCCAUAAAUUAUACCGAGGAGGGCACAUGAAGGCA